Molecule: messenger RNA, 1498 nt
Organism: Bursaphelenchus xylophilus (pine wood nematode)
Lineage: Eukaryota; Metazoa; Nematoda; Chromadorea; Rhabditida; Aphelenchoididae
Source: the annotation of a GenBank genome assembly
AUGGGGACACCUGAAGAGUUGAACAAAAAUCGACGCUGUUUUUACAUCGGAAAUGUUACUUAUUUUGUAAGUUUUUAUUUUUUACUUUUGUGUUUAGGUAUGUUGCGGUGUUUGAAAGCAAACUUGAAGAGAUUUCAACGUCUUAGAUUGAGGGCGAGAGCUAUUCUUUAAGAUUUUUCUAAUUCUGAAGCAUGGUGAAGAUUUUUGAUAUUUUUGGAGAAGAACAUAAGCUAAUGCAGGGGAAAUUGUUUAUAGCAUUUUUAAAUGAACAUCGUUGAGUAUUUUUGAUCCUAGAAAAACAGUGUAAUUUGCCCAUUUUCACAUAGAAAUAUCCAUUUUUCUGGCCGGGCCUGCAUCAAGUUCAAUGUUCGAAAUUCCACGUAUUCCUCCUCUGUAAACGCAUUUUUUGGUGUUUUCCCAAAAAAAUGAGCCUUGACCUUUGCCCAGCGCAAUUUUUAUUCGUUUUCAGAUCCUCGGCGCCGCGUUCUUGGCAGUUGGAAUUCACUUGUACACAGAACAACAUACCUAUGCCGCCUUGGCUCCAUCCAGCUAUUCGGCAAUGUCCACGGCCGGACUCUGCGUCUGUGCUGGAUGUAUGAUCAUGAUUGUCGCUUUGAUUGGAUACGUUGGAGCUUCAUUGACUUCUAAAUGGCUUCUGUCUGUGGUAAGUAAUAUUGUACUUGAUUUGUUUUUGAAAUUUAGGUAUCAAGUUGUAUAGCACAAUGAAAAAUUUUUUUUAGUACAUUGGCUUUGUGGUUGUGUUGUUCCUUGUGCAAAUGAUGACGGGAAUAAUCGGCUUUCUGCACAAUGAAUUGGCCAGAGAAAGGGUCAAGCACAGCUUGUAUUCGACUAUAAACAGAACAUUUGUGACGGAUUACGGUCCAGAAUCCAACUUUCGGCUCACCUGGGAUUACAUGCAAGAGACUGUAAGUGUUUUCCAUUAUUUUUUUUACUUUAGGACACUAUGUUAUUCAUUACGAAUUGAUGUAAAAUAUGGAUUUUAGCUCUUCUGUUGUGGAGUGGAAAGUUACGAGGACUGGUAUUACGCUGCAAGAUGGCCAAAGAACAAAUUUGUUCCAGACAGUUGCUGCAAAUUAUCGUUCUUCUCGAACAAUUCAUCAAUUCAGAACUGCGGGAAGGUCGGAAAAUCCGAAAUGUUUCAUGAAAAGGUAUGAAAUCUUGUUCUUAUUGUGUAUCUUGGUGUUUAGGGAUGUUACGAGCCAUUUGCCGAUUGGCUGCUUCAUCAUCUGAAGAUUAUCAAGAUAUUCUCCUUGUUAUUUGGAAUAAUUGAGGUAAAAUAAUAUAAAAGCUAUAUUAUUUGAAUGUUUACAGUCUCUAAAAUGUAGCUAAUAUAUUUUUCUUUCAGAUAGGCUUGGUUAUCCUUGCAAUUCGAUUGAUCCGCUACCUGAAACGAUUGAAAAAAGCUCAGUCGGCACCUUCCUAUCGCUUCACUCGAAGUCAUCGUGGAGAUGAGAAGCUAAUCUCCGAAAGAACUUGA